Molecule: messenger RNA, 1739 nt
Organism: Linum tenue
Lineage: Eukaryota; Viridiplantae; Streptophyta; Magnoliopsida; Malpighiales; Linaceae
Source: the annotation of a GenBank genome assembly
CCAUCCAGCUGACAAGUGACAGCACGAAGGUCAGAACUCAGAAGCGAAGCAGAGAAGGGAAAGCACAGAUUAAGAAAGCAAGAACGGCCAUGGUGGCUACGAAAACUUCAAAGUCGAGGAAAUCCUCUUCUCUUCCUUCUUCUUCUCCGGCCUCCUCAGCUCCCGGUGAAACACCCGCCGUCGACUCGAACCGGAGGAUGGUGUUGAGAAUUAAAUGCGGCGAGGGAGCGAGGAAUUCCAUUAGACAAGUUACGUUGAGCAGCGAGCUCGACAGGAAACUGACUGGAACGAGUUCCAUAACGAAGAAGAAGCCGAAGAAGAAACUCGACAAGGUCGACACUAAAAUGCCCAAGAAGCCGCCAACUGCCUUCUUCUUUUACUUGGAAGAUUUUCGCAAAGACUUUCGAGAGCAGAAUCCAGAUGUCAAGUCCAUGCGUGAGAUUGGCAAAGCAUGUGGGGAGAAGUGGAAAACAAUGACAUAUGAGGAAAAAGUUAAGUACUAUGAUAUUGCCACCCAGAAAAGAGCAGAGUUUGAAAGUGCCUUGAAGGAUUACACAAAGAAAAAGGAAAGUGGUGAACAGGAAGACACUGAUGAUGACUCCGAAGAUUACGUCUAGGGCUAUUGUAUUCAGGUACCAAUACUUCAGCAGGCACAAGCUAUUAAGUACAGGGAUAGAGAAGUUGUACAUCGCUUUUGUGAUCAUUACCUUGUUGUUUGUGUAAAUGGGUAGAUGAUUUGUUGUGCAUAUGACAACUAAUUUGGACUAUCAUUGAAGUAAAUGGAAACAUAGUUUUGUAGGGGUGACAAGGUAAAAAAACCAUGUGAUUACUUAAAUCAAGCCUAGUUGAGACUCUGGUGUUAAAGUGUCCUGAAUUCAGUUUUCUCUGUAGGAAAUCCUCGUGUCACUGCCUUCUUUUAUUUGUGUUCCUUUGUCAAACUUCUCUGUGGUGAAUCAAUAGAUGGCUAAUCUAUAUCUCCCUAUUCUAUUUCAUUUGUGUUUCUAUGACAAGCUUCUCUGUGCUGAAAUAGGCAUUCAUAGAGGAAAUUAUCUCGUUUCUGUUGUACCCGGCUAUCCAUACACACACACCAUGGUUGUUGAACAGAGCACUGUUAUGUUACACUGACGUUUUUUUCGUCAGCUAAGCUACUUCUAUCAGCUGAAAUGCCUAAAGAAGCUGCAGUGCUUCUUACUUGUGCAAUCAUGGCAACUACAUCAUUAAGCUUGUUGAUAGCUGAGCCCACACCCUGCAAUCACAUUCGCAAUGACAAAACACUCUUUGCGUUAGUUCUCCCCUCGAUUAACAUCUCUGGAAUCCAAGUGUCAGAGCCGUGGAUCUAACGAAAUGAGGCUGGCUGCUAAAUACGUACCACACCAGAGGCUCCUGCCGUGAUGGCCAUUGGCGCGGUUACUACACUGAGUCCAGAUGAACACAUCACAGGGAUCUUCACCACUCUCGAGAUUGGGUAUGCCGCUGCUAAGUUGCCUGUAAACAAUAACCAUCAUUAUUUCAAACUGCAUAGUUGGUUAGACAGAUGGUGAGAGUGACGAGCAGCUUAUGAGUACGUAACCUUCUCUAUCAGCCCGAGAAACACCCUAUUUUCGAAGGAUUUGCGCGAUGUCUACACCUUCCUGUUCCAAUAGCUCUGCUAGCUUGAUCUGUGUGGUCGGCCAUUGCCAUGAAUUGGCUUAACAAGGGAAACGAAUACCAGAGGAGGACCAUUAUAUUGAUUCAUGUAC